UUAUCUCUGGAGUCCCGUCACCGGCGCUCUCACUCAGACCACCAGUCCAGCCGCCGUGUGGGAUGGGCACAGUCUUCAUCACCUCCAUCCUCAUCAUCACCAGCAUUACUCCUCAUCACAUCAGCACCAAAACCCCGCGGACCGGUCCACCGCAGCUCUUCUCAAUCGGGUUCCCGCGCGCCCGCUUCUUCCUCGGUGAAUGACUUGGCGCAACUUUUGCGCACCUGUUAGCGUGAUUUCAGCGGAGUUCCCGGAACAGCGGGGCAGCGGACCGCGGCGCAGACAUGAACUCCAGCGCGUUCAACGACACGGACCCGGGUUUCUUCUCCAACCGGAGCAGCGAGAACUUCCUGAGCUGCUGCAGCCUGUCCCCGGCCCUGACGGACAGCGGCGGCUCGGCGGGCGCGGCGCUGGAUGAGCGCAGCACCUUCAUCAUGAGCGUGGUGCAGAUCGCCGUGAUGUGCGUGCUUGCGCUCACCGUGGUGUUCGGCAUCUUCUUCUUGGGAUGUAACCUCCUGAUCAAAUCCGAGGGGAUGAUCAACUUCCUGGUGACGGACAGGAGAUCCUCCAAGGAUGUGGAAGCGGUGAUCGUGGGCUCCUAUUAGCGCGUAAAAACGCGCGGGCUCGAGCCCCCGUUCCGCCGUUUCCACGUCCCGGGAGCCUUGUGGAAGCUGAUUUCUUACUUUCUGAUUUUCAGUAAACCACAGCUCCUCACCCCCAGAGGAACCGAGAACCAGUUAGACCAGCACAAUGGACCCCUCUCCAAACCCCGCAGACUUUCCGCAAAAACAGCAGAUCUGAAAGACGCGACGCGUCGGACGAUCAAAUUCAAUCAAUUUCUCUCUCCGGUCCGCUGUUCUGGAUUGCGCUGCUACGAAGUAAUGUAAAGUAAAACUCUGUUUUGUAAAGAAUUGAUUGUUUUUAAAUGUGUUGAAGAACUGCAUGGUGUCUGAAAACAGCCUGGACAACAAGUCCCUGCUAUCGUCCAAAUAAAUGAAACAGAUCUACUGUUA
Messenger RNA from Astyanax mexicanus (Mexican tetra), 1013 nucleotides. It is a transcript of the gene rprmb, whose product is annotated as reprimo, TP53 dependent G2 arrest mediator candidate b. The record is from RefSeq and is a predicted model, not a curated record. Bases 285 to 605 code for a protein of 106 amino acids. NCBI's taxonomy places the organism in Eukaryota, Metazoa, Chordata, Actinopteri, Characiformes, Acestrorhamphidae. The transcript has a single exon.